Hemicordylus capensis (graceful crag lizard) is the source of this 1328-nucleotide messenger RNA. RefSeq names its product zinc finger protein 213-like. Lineage: Eukaryota; Metazoa; Chordata; Lepidosauria; Squamata; Cordylidae. The record is from RefSeq and is a predicted model, not a curated record. The transcript has 4 exons. Bases 685 to 1302 code for a protein of 205 amino acids.
GGCAAGGAAUCGAGUGAGUGGGGGAGAGCAAAGCCCAAGAAGUGAGUGGGGGGAGAAGGAGGGAGGAAUGUCACCCCAGCAGCCCCCCCACAUCAGCUCAUGGGGAGGUGGUCUGUGUGGGGCUGAUGAUCCCUCUGCAGUUCCUCACAAGAAUAGCGUUUGUGCAAAAGGAGGAGGCUUUGAGGAGACAGAAGCCAGUUUUCCAGCUGCUUGCCCUCAGUAGCUUUGCUGGGCCCUAACAGGAAAAAAAGACAGUGGUCCCUGGAGGAGGAGGAGGAAAGGGGGAGAAGCAGAUCUGGCUGGAAUAUUUGGGGAGGAAAGAGGGGUGGGGGAGAGAAGGCUGUUGUGGGCAGCGGGGGGGACACAGCCAGCCUUUUCGGGGAGGAGGCUCUGCAUUGGUCUGUGACUUGCAAAGGAAGGAACCUCCUUCCAUCCUGCAGGGGCCCUUUAGAUUUGGCUCCUUUCCUAUAAAGGGAAGCCUCUAUCAGGAGCUCAGAUUAUCCCCUUUCCUUAGUGAAAUGCCUCCACGACUUGGGGGUGUCCUACUUCAAGCACAGAACCACGUUUUUGCUUUGCAGUACUCCGUGGCUUCAUCCAUUACAGCAGUUCCUGCUGCAAGGACCAGUCUGUUGGUGAAACAACUUUGGCCUUCUUGGAGGCUGCCUUUGGAGCACAGAAUUGAAGAUGGAAAUGCAAGACUCGGGUGUUCCAGAGGCCAUCAAGGCUGUGAGCAGUGAGGAAUUCUGGGAAAUGACUCUGCAGGAAAUCUUGCAUAAGGACACGCUGCCUUCAUAUGUACAGCGCAAAUGCUUCAGGCAAUUCCGCUACCAGGAGGUUGAGGGACCCCGACAGGUUUGCAGCCGACUCCACCACCUUUGCCGUCGGUGGCUCAGACCAGAGCAGCACACAAAACACCAGAUCAUGGACCUUGUGAUCCUAGAGCAGUUUCUGACCAUCCUGCCCCCGGAGGUGUAUAGCUGGGUGAGGGAAUGUGGAGCAGAAACCAGUUCGCAGGCAGUGGCCCUGGCAGAAGGUUUCCUCCUGAGCCAGGCAGAGGCCAAGAAGCAGGAAGAGCAGCAGGUGCAGGGGCCAUUAGCAGAAGCAAACCUCUUGGUUUUUGAGGCAGAGAAGACUCUAUCAGACGCCAGAUUGAAGCUGCUGCACGUAGGGAGCUCUCAGGAGCAUCAUGCGGAUGCCACCUCACUGGUUCAUGGAAGACCACUGGAGGUGUUGACAAGAUCAUGGCUCCCCUGUGUGGAUGGAGAAGCAGCUUCUACCCAACCAGGGUGCCGUGUCCUUUGAGGAGGUGGCUGUGCAUUUCACGGAGG